Molecule: messenger RNA, 4030 nt
Organism: Prorocentrum cordatum
Lineage: Eukaryota; Dinophyceae; Prorocentrales; Prorocentraceae
Source: the annotation of a GenBank genome assembly
AGGCUCAAGGUGCCUCGCGUUUAGAAGCGAUGACGUACACUUGAGUGGCCCGUGCCUCGCGUGCGGGGGGCACGCCAUUUGCAUAAUGAAGAUAGCGCGGAACGCCAGUGACGUCGCGGCCGCGGCAAACGGUGCUUCGGCGUUGCGAAGCAGAGGGAGCUUCGCCAGGCAUCCGUCCGUUGCAGACUUAGCUUCGGAGCACUCCCUUUUCGCGACGCUUUCGAGGUCGCUGACUGUCCGGUCCGCCUCGGACCCCAGCGCCGGCGGCUUCACGUCGAUGCUCGUGGGCAUCGGGGCGCUGGUGUGCCUGCUGCUGUGCGUCGGCACGCUGCUGGCCCGCUCCGAGAAGCACGAGGACGACGAUGCGGCCUCGUCCAGUGACGACACAGAGCGAGUCGGCGGGCAGCCGUCCACUGGCAGCGCCAAGGUGCGCAGAGCGAGCACCACAUCGGCAAAGUCCGCGAGGAAGGGCCUGUUCCACUUCCUGCCGACGUCGGGAAGGUCGUCGCCCGGCCGCUACCGCGAGGCGCGCGACCUCCCCACCUCCAGCGGGGAGUCGGACAGCGACGUGUCGUCGCAGGCCACCUCUCGGAAGCCGCGGGAGCCUGCGGGCGUGCUCUGCGCGGCGCGGCCGGGAGCUCGCGGCGCCGCAGGCACUGCCGCGGCUCCUGAGGGCCUGGCUCGCUCGGACGGCCUGUGCUGGCCCCUGGACGGCCUCGCGCGGGGUGUGCCCCUGGUCGCCGCCACCACUGCCACUGUCGUCUGCACGCAAGGAUCGAUGCACAUGGAGUGCUUCCUCUGGCUUCCUGGAGCUCUGGCCACGGUCUUGGACGACCACUUGAGUACGCUCGCGUGCAUGUUGCACCUCUCGGCGGCCGCGAUGGCCGCGUUGCGCGCCAGCUCCGCCGGGCCCCGCGCCCCCGCGCCCGCGGCGUUGCACGCUCGCGGCGGCUCCGCGGGCCUCGGCCGGCGGCUGCGCGCCGGCCGGCGCGCCAGCCGGCGCGUGGCGGAGGAGUGGGGCGCGGAGGAGCCGCAGGCCACGCAGGAGUGGUGCGGCCAGGCGGUGCGGCGCGCGCAGGAGCUCGGCGACUGGGCCGCGCGCGCGGCCGCCGCGCGCGGGCUGCUGCAGCGCGAGGAGGCGCGUCUGGGCGCCAGCGCGCGCGAGGCCGCCUGGCUGCGGGGCGCGCUGCAGGCCUCGCGCGCGGGGCUGGUCAGCCUGCACGCCGACCCUGAGCGGCUGGAGGAGGAGCGCGCCCGCUGGGAGGCAGAUGCCGACGCCGCCCGCGCCCGCACGCGCCGCCUGGAGCAGCGCCUGCUCGCGCUGCACCGCCCCCGCCGCCAGCCCGCCCCCGCACGGCCCUCCGCGGAGGAGCAGCGGCGGCAGCGGCAGCUGGAGGACCUGGGCCGCAGGCGCAUCGCGCUGCAGGGGCAGCGGGAUGCGAUGAGCCUGCGCCGGGAGGAGCGCGAGGGCGAGGCCCGCGUCCUCGAGCGCGCCCUGGGCGUGCAACCGUCCGCGGAGGCGGUUGGGGAGUCCGCCGCGCAGGUCCUGGUGGGCGACUACGAGGCCGCGGAGGCGGAGGCGGAGGUGCUCCGCCUGCAGCUCCAGUCCGCCUCGCUCGACGCCGCCGCGCUCCGCGACGGCCACGCGGCGCUGGCCGCACGGCUGGCCACCGAGCGGUCGUCGGAGGCCGCGGCCUCUUCACGCCUGCGGCGGCUGGAGGACGAGGAGCAGGCGGAGCGCGACCGCAGGACGCGGGCGGCCUCGGAGCUCCAGGAGGCUCACGGCCAGCGGGCUGCGCUCGCCUCCGAGACGGCGGAGCUGCGCGCAAGCUGCGAGGCCGCCGCCGAGCGGCUGCGAGGCCGCGAAGCCCGGCUGGAAGCCGCGCGCCGCACGGCAUGCGCCCUCGAGGCCGGAUUGGCAGCCGCCGCGGGCCGCGCCGCCAGCGCCGAGGCGGAGGCCCAGCAGAGCACCGCCGAGAUGGAGGAUCGCUGCACGGCGCUCCAUGGCGAGCUCGAGAGCCAGGGCAUUGCGCGCCAGGAGCUCGACGCGCGGCGGGCGGCAAAUCGCAAGCGCCACAGCGAGCAGGAUGCGGUCGAGUGCCGCCUCAGGGAAGAGCUCCGCGCCACCGCGGCCGCCGGCGCCCACCUCGAGGCUGGGUUGGCGGCGUUGUGGCCACGGCUGGAGAUGUCCGGGGACGAGCUGCGGGCCGAGGAAGGCCAGGCUGAGCGGAUAUCGACUGAGGCCGCCGCCCGCGCCGCGCAGGAGAGGCGGCUCGCGACCGAGCUCGCCAGCGCGGCGGAACGGGCGCAAGAGGCCCGCUGCCAGGUCGAGGCCCUGCGCGGCGACCGCGCCCGCGCCCGCGCCGAGGCCGAGGAGGCGCUGGGCUGGUGCGGCCGCGCGAUGGCCGCCUCCGAGGCCUCGGCGCUGACGGUGCGGCGACGCGAGGCGCAGCUGGCGCGGUCGGGGCGCUCCUGCGAGCUGAUGCGCGCUACCCUCGGCCAGCGCCUGGCGGCCUUGGCGGCCCAGGUGGCCGAGGCGAGGAGUGCGGUCGUGGGCGCCGAGGAGGAGCUGGCGCGGGAGCGGGCCGAGCACCACGCCUUGCUCACCCGCCUCCAGGCCGACAGCGACCGGCGCUGCGCCAGGCGCCGCGCGGCACCGCUUACUGUAUAUCGCGAGAUCGUAUUCACCUCCAUAUUGCCGGCCUUCCGCAUGGCUUCCCAGAUGGCCGGUCGGCUCGACCCCGUGACGGGCGAGUAUUACCCAAGCGAUAAUGAAGUGCGCUACAGUAUGGAGCGCUGGCACACGCCACCCAACCACGAGGCGUAUGCGCGGCGCUGGCUCAAGCAGUGUGGCUCGGAGAGGCGACGCUCAGAGGCCGCAGCCACGACACUCUUGUUGCAGACGGGGCCUCCCGUAGCGGACUGGCGCUGGACUGGGCUGCUGAUCUGCUCUGACAUCUCCGUGGGCGGUGGCUGGGGGGCAUCCGCCAAAAAGAUGAAGCGGCGCGGCCCCAGUCAGGACGUCUCACGCGUGAACAGAAGGUCGGCGCGCCGCGAGCGCGGGAGGUGCGCGGAGCGCGUCGCCUCGGCGGCCGCGGGCGGCGGCAGCGGCGGCGAGGGCACGAGGAGAGCAAACCUGGGCGCCCAGCGCCCCCUCCUGGCGGCGCGCUGCCUGGCACUCGCGGCGGCGGCGGCGCUGCUCCCGUGGCAGGACGCUGGGCGCGUGGACACCCUGGCCGAGCGGGGUCCGUCAUUCUUCUGUGGCGUGGCCUGGCAGCGCGGGCUGUCGCCCCGGCGCCGCGCAGGCGGCGUCGCCCUGUCGGCGUGGAAGAAGAAGAAGAAGGAGGUGGACCCCGACAGGGAGGCGAAGCGCGCGGAGGCCCUGAGAAUACGCCAGGAGGCCCUUGCCAAGGCGGGCGUCGCGCCAGCCGUGAUCGCGCAGCAGGACCCGGCAAAAGCAAGAAGCGGGGCCCCGGCAAAAGCAGGGAAGGGGCGCGCGCGGCCCGUGGACUCGGAGAGGGAGGCCAAGCGAAGGGAGGCCAUGAGAAUUCGCGAGGAGGCGCUCCGCGCGGCGCAGCAGGCCAGCGCACCAGCGCCGGCAAGAGCCCCAGCGCCGGCAAGAGCCCCAGUGCCGGUGCCGGCGAAGGCGCCGCCAAGGGCGCCUCCGCCGAGGGCGCCUGCGCUGGCAAAGGCGCCAGCGAAGGCACCGGCGAAGAAGGCAGCGGCGAAGGUUCCAGCGAAGGCGCCGGCGAAGCAGGUGCUGGCGAAGGCACCGGCGAAGGUUCCAGCGAAGGCGCCGGCGAAGCAGGUGCUGGCGAAGGCCGUGGCGAAGAAGGCAGCGCCGGAGGUUCCAGCGAAGGCGCCGGCAAAGGCGGCGGCAAAGGUCGUGGAGGUAAAGGCCCAGCUGACGGAGGAGGAGGUGCGCAGCAUGAAGGUCGGGGAUCUCAAGGCCCUGCUGAAGGAGCACGGGCUGAAGGUCAGUGGCCUGAAGGCCGACCUCGUCAAGCGCGUACUCGAGGAGCUCAGGUGA